UGAAACUUGAAACUAGAGUUUUGAGUGUGACUCGGCCAGACGGAGAGACAGAGAGAGAGUCAGACUCUGUCAGAGAGAGUGGAAGGCCGAUGGGGGGUGCGUUCUGGGGGACGAGGGUGAUGGAGAUAGUGAAGAAGCACAACUCUGGAGGUCUGGUUUGGAAGCGAAUUAAGCUCACCCCUACUCGCAAAGCCAACGCCAAGAAGCGCCUCCUCCGCGUUUGGCAGAAUGAGGCUGUCCUGAGGGCAUGUUCUGAACCACCUCCUUCAAAAACUUCAGGGGCUGGUACUGAAAUAGCUAGUGAGAAAGACAUCAGGAGCAGCUAAGUCAGUUGACAAAAUGAAUAAGAACACUAGGAAAGCCUGAAAGGAGUAGUUUUGUGAUUCUUGGCUUCAUAGUGCAGUUUUUCUUUUCAUUUGAAGUGUAGCAUGAAACUUUAGCUGGAUAUUAAUGAUGACCGCCGUUUUGAUCACUCUAUAAUAUUAGUUAUUGAGUGACUGCCAUUUUGAUCACUCCAUAAUAUUAAACUUUAUACAGUCAUGUCUCUAUAAUAUAAUUUCAUGGUUAUUAC
Juglans regia (Persian walnut) is the source of this 571-nucleotide messenger RNA. RefSeq lists its product as uncharacterized. The transcript has 2 exons. Bases 90 to 326 code for a protein of 78 amino acids. Lineage: Eukaryota; Viridiplantae; Streptophyta; Magnoliopsida; Fagales; Juglandaceae. The record is from RefSeq and is a predicted model, not a curated record.